Messenger RNA from Zingiber officinale, 3675 nucleotides. RefSeq names its product putative disease resistance RPP13-like protein 1. The coding region runs from base 285 to 3323 and encodes 1012 amino acids. NCBI's taxonomy places the organism in Eukaryota, Viridiplantae, Streptophyta, Magnoliopsida, Zingiberales, Zingiberaceae. The transcript has 3 exons. The record is from RefSeq and is a predicted model, not a curated record. Gene Ontology annotation, biological process: defense response to other organism. Gene Ontology annotation, molecular function: protein binding; ADP binding.
AUACAGCAGCCUCCCCCUCCCAACAAGAAACCUCACGUUGAUGUUAAAACAAAACCUAGUUAUAUGGUCUCUCAUAUGCAUAUCAUUUUAAAAUGCAUCAACUGAUGAGUUGAGCGAUUAGGAGAUGAUGAAGCAGCUCUAUGCAUUACUUUUGCUUAAAUCUUCAACCUUAAUUCAGUCAAUGAGGGCAAACAGGAGUUGAUAAGCAUGCAAGCAUAGGCAGUAAGUAUUCCAAUACAAAUUUAAUUCUAGCCUUAGAGCAGUUGAUUCAUCCGUCUCAAGAAAUGGCAGAUGUCCUAAACUUUUUUGUUAUAAGAUACCUUGACAAACUAUCAGAUGUUAUAAAGGGAGAGAUAGGUAAAGUGCUAGGGGUUAAAGAAGAAACUAAGAGGCUUCAUAGAAAAUUAUCAAGAAUCCGUCCCUAUAUUCAAGAUGCUGAAAAAAGAAGACGUAGAGAUCCUGCGAUCAACAAUUGGGUGAAGGAAUUAAAAGAUAUCAUGUAUGAUGUAGAAGACACACUUGAUCUUUGCUUGAUUGAAGGUGGGAGAUUAUUGGAGGCUCUUCCAUCUUCUCCUUUGGAGGUAUGCUCUCCGGUUAGUUUGCUUUCAUUUUGCUUCCAGUGUUAUAAGUUCCGAAGAAACAUUUGGAAUCAAAUAAAAAGAGUCAAUGAUAGACUCGACGAAAUCAAAGACGACAGUAAUGUUAUACCCAGAUUAGUAGCACACAUAAAUGAAGGCCUCCAAGAUAACACAGUAAAAAUGUCAUCUCCUACCUCUUCCACACAUGUGGCGACAGACAUUGUUGGGACACAAAUUGUAGAUGCUGCCCAAAUGUUAAUUUCAGAGAUAGAGCGUAACAAAAAAAAAUGUAGUGUGUUGGGAAUUUCUGGGAUGGGUGGAAUAGGCAAGACCACUCUAGCACAAAAAAUAUUUAACGAUGAAAUGGUGAAAAAACAGUUUCCUAAAAGAGUGUGGUUACAUGUAUCUAAGGAUUACUCUCAGAUUGAGCUACUCAAACAAAUACUAAGAGGUGUAGGAGGACAUGAUGAUGGUGUUCAAAGUAGAGCAGAAGUUGAAGGUAGAAUUGUUCCUCUUCUUUCAGAAAGUUUGCUUCUUGUACUGGAUGAUAUAUGGAGUGCAAGUGCAUGGGGAGAUUUAAUCAGAAAUCCCAUUUUGAAUGGUUCCUGUAGGGCUACUGUCUUAUAUACCACUAGGCAUGAAGAUGUGGUAGCAGAAAUGAGAGCUGAUUUUGUCCACCAUGUUGAGAAAAUGCACGAAGACAGUGGCUGGGAAUUAAUUAGAAAAAUUGUUUUUGGAGAAGGGGAGAAUGAAAUAAUUUCUGAAUUGAAAGAAGUUGGUAUGGAAAUUGUCAGAAAAUGUGAUGGUCUUCCUCUAGCAAUUAAAGUGAUGGCUGGUGUUUUAUUUCACAAGGACCGGACCAAAAGGGAGUGGAUAAAAGUUGUUGAAAGUGAUUUAUGGUUUAUGACCGAGAAUAGAAAUGAAGUAUCAAAUGCUUUAUACUUGAGCUAUGAGGAUUUGCCGAGUCACCUCAAACAAUGUUUUCUUAGUUGUGCUUUCUAUCGUGGCAUAUCAUUUCGAUCAGACUUAAUCCGACUAUUGAUGGCUGAAGGAUUUGUGAUUGAAGAAUCAAAUCGUUUGAUGGAAGACACAGCUGAGAACUACUACGAGGAACUUAUUGCAAGAAACCUUUUGCAAAAUCAUACUAAAAAUUUAAAUAGUGUAGGAGUUGUUAUGCAUGAUGUUUUACGAUCUUUUGCAGAAAAAUUGAUGGAAGAGGAAGGGAUUAUCAUUAAUAAUGGUCAAUGCACAAGUACAAAUUCUUUGACAAAGAUUCGUCGUUUGUCCAUCUCAAACCAAGGUGAUGAUGUGUUAUCUCUUCCCAAUGUGAUAACAGAGCAAAAAUGUUUAAGAGUCCUACGCCUCAUCAAUUGCCCUCGAAUCAACCGAAUAGAGAAUCAUGCAUUUGAAAGCUUACAGCGUCUCAGAGUCUUGGAUUUGUGUGAUACAUCCAUAGAAAGCCUCCCAGAUUGUCUUACGAAAUUGUUACAUUUAAAAUACUUGGAUCUUGAUCGAACAAAGAUUAGAAGGAUUCCUGAAUCCAUUGAGUGCCUUGCAAACCUGCAAACUUUGAAUCUGUCGGGGUGUGAAUCACUGCAUGAACUUCCAAUGGGGAUCACAAAGUUAAGCAAUUUGAGGUGCCUUCGAAUUGAGAAGACUCCGCUCACCCAUGUUCCAAAGGGAGUUGGGAAGCUGAAAAAUCUCAACACUUUUUUGGGAUUUUUUGUCGGCCAUUGUGACUCCAUGAGCAAGAUGGAUGGAGGUUGUGACUUGGACGAGUUGCAAUAUUUGUGCAAUCUAAGACACUUACGGAUAGAUAAAUUGGAAAGGGCAACAAGGACAAGAAACGGAAACUUUAUGCUUGCGAACAAAAAAUUUCUCAGGAGAUUGAUUCUUGAAUGGACAAAGAAUAAUAAUGAAAACAAUGAGGAGCAAAUCACUGAGGCGGAGAUGAUAUGCAACCAAUUCAGUCCUCCAUCGAACCUACAAUCUCUUGCAAUUAAGAAUUUCCCUGGCCGACAAUUUCCAGAGUGGAUGGUGUCAACUUCUGCACUUGAUUCUUUGGCUAACUUAACACUUUUGAGUCUGGCCAAUUUCCCAUCAUAUACGGUGCUCCCUCCAUUGGGCCAACUUCCCAAUCUUAAAGUCCUAGACAUUGAAGGAGGGGAAGCAAUCAGGAGUAUUGGUCCUGAAUUCCUUGGCUGCAGAACGCCUGCAUUCCCAAAACUUGAGUAUAUAGCAUUCGACAACAUGCGCAAUUGGGAAGCGUGGAUAUUGCGUGAAGCACUGGAUGUUCAAGCAACCAACCUCAAUUUGUUUCCUAAUCUGAAAUCGUGUAACAUCAUCAACUGCCCAAAGCUGAAAAAUAGCAUCCUUCCUUCGAAUAGGUAUUUGCAAAUUAAUCUCUGUCCAAGUUUGGAAUAUGUGGAGAAGGUUGGCACGUUGCAGCAAUUGGUAGUUAUUUUCCCCGCUGAAAUAAAACAGCUUCCACAGUGGUUGUCAAGCCUGAUUAAUGCGACUUUGCAUAGUUUGCAGCUAUUUUACAUGCACUGCGAUUCACUUCUACUAGAUAGUUGCAGCAAGGGGAAGCAAAAUUGUCACAUCAUUCAACAAAUUCCAAAAGUUACUAUUUAUAGCGUUGAUCGUAAAACACGCUUAUUACUCAACAAGGGCUCGUACAAAUACGAAAUAAAGGAUGAGUUUGGAAGUUUCAUCUCCCUUGAUCAACCAAGCUUCCAUGGCUGAUUGUUUCCUCCAUUAUGAUCGAGGUUAGUAACUCAUUAAUCAUGGAUUUUAUAAUAUCAUCACAAAUAAAAUGUACUUGUUUCUUUAUUUCUACUUGAAGGGCGCUUGUUGGAAUUGGUAUAACUUGACCAAGGUGCCUAUUUCCACUAGUUCUAGUGUUGGUAGAAUUGCAUCUUUGUCUUUUAAUUGUCUAAAACUACUCUUUUGUAGAAAAAGAUUAUUUGUCUCUGUAUUUAGAAUAAAUGUUUGGGAUUGUGUAUUAUAACCUAUAAGCUAGUUAUUUGUAUCUGUUUCCUCAGAAAUUCUUUGAAUGGUACAUUGUAAGUCAUAAGCUAUUUAUUUGUUUCCUCAA